UUAAAUCAUUUUAAUAUCAAUCCAUACAUUUUAGAAUGUGAAAAGACAUGGAGGGUUUAACAAUCUGGUCAACUCCUUCCACUAUAUAAACUCUGUCUUGCCCAUCUUCCUUUGCAUCUUAUAAUCCUUUGACUCUUCAGUUUAAGCAGAUUGGUCUUUUUAACAAUGGCAACCAAAGUUUAUAUUGUGUACUACUCUAUGUAUGGGCAUGUCGCGAAGCUUGCAGAAGAGAUUCUUAAGGGAGCUUCAUCUGUUGAAGGAGUUGAGGCAAAACUGUGGCAGGUGCCAGAAACACUAUCAGAGGAAGUGCUUGGAAAGUUGAGUGCAGCACCAAAGAGUGAUGUUCCAGUCAUUACUGCAGAUGAACUUACCGAGGCAGAUGGCUUGAUCUUUGGUUUCCCAACUAGAUUCGGAAUGAUGGCUGCACAAUUCAAGGCAUUUCUUGACUCAACUGGUGGCUUGUGGGGAACUCAGAAACUAGCAGGCAAACCUGCAGGCUUAUUUUACAGCACUGGUUCUCAAGGUGGUGGACAAGAAACGACUGCGCUGACAGCCAUUACUCAACUUGUUCACCACGGUAUGAUUUUUGUACCAAUUGGUUAUACUUUUGGAUCUGGCAUGUUUGAGAUGGAGAAUGUCAAAGGCGGAAGCCCAUAUGGUGCUGGUACUUAUGCUGGAGAUGGUUCACGACAGCCUUCUGAGCUUGAACUUGCACAGGCUUUUCAUCAGGGGAAGUACAUUGCUGGAAUCACCAAGAAGCUCAAGGGAACUGCCUGAUUCACUUUAUAUCUUUCUAUUAUUGCUGCGGUAUACAUUCAUUGGCAAAAUUUUAUGGUUAUUGAACAACUAUCAAUGAAAAUUAAUAUAUUAUGCUAAUUGUUUGAAGUACUUCUUAUGUAUAUGAAAUUGGGUAUGGUGUUUACAAUAUAUAAUUUAUAUAUGAGUGUUUUCUAGAA
This is a messenger RNA of Daucus carota subsp. sativus, 956 nucleotides long. Its product is annotated as probable NAD(P)H dehydrogenase (quinone) FQR1-like 1. The transcript has 4 exons. Lineage: Eukaryota; Viridiplantae; Streptophyta; Magnoliopsida; Apiales; Apiaceae. The coding region runs from base 166 to 777 and encodes 203 amino acids. The record is from RefSeq and is a predicted model, not a curated record. Gene Ontology annotation, cellular component: membrane. Gene Ontology annotation, molecular function: NAD(P)H dehydrogenase (quinone) activity; FMN binding.